GGCUGCUUCCUUGGCUCAGGGGCUUGAGGCGGCGGUUGGGGAGGGGGGGAUACGCGAAGUGAAGCGGCGUUACAUUGCAGUUUAAUUCGGAUUAGGCAGUUUGGAGCUGUUACGGAGUGGGAAGGGUGAAAGUUGCGGGGGUCGGGCGCUGUGCAGGAGCUACUUGAUACGGUCGGGAGAUUUACCGCGAUACAUUCGGCUGUCUGCUCCGCCUCCCCCGGUUUUCCCGCCUCUUUUUACUCCUUGGUGAGACGGCCAUUAAUGCGAUCUUUUCCCGGGGAAGGAGGGAGAUCUGGGAUUUUACCCCCCUGCUUGUAGUAACAGCACGGAUACGCCUGGGCCUCUUUGCCUACAGCCCCCCUCCUUCAGAAGCCCCCACUCUCCAUAAAACGGUCUCUCUGGGGUUUCUUACAAAGCAAGCAGCUCGUCCCCCCCAGCUCCCACCUCCUCCGUCUCCAGUCGCUGUUUGCUGUCCGCAGGAACCAUGUCCAGGCCGGUCAGGAACAGAAAAGUGGUUGAUUAUUCACAGUUUCAGGACUCCGAUGAUGAAGACUUUGGAAGAGAAUCUGCGCCACCCAAAAAAGCCAGGGCAUCUCCAAGAGAAGUGAAAGAGAAAAGACGCUCUGGAAAAAAUUCACAGGAAGACAGUGAAGAUUCGGAUGAGAAAGAGGUCAAGAAAACCAAAAAAGAGCGUGACUCAGCAGAAGAGGAUUUUGGCAGUGAUGAGGAAUUGGCUGCAGGGGAUGGCAAAGCAGAUAAGGAUUUCGAAAGUGCAAAAAAGAGUAAAAAGGGCAAAAAGCCUGUACCUGAGAAGAGGCGUGGUUCCAAAUCAAGAAAAAGGGCAGCUCCAGAUGACAGUGAUGAUGAAAAGGAACAACGUAAAAAUGUCCGCCAACAAAGGCAAGCUGCAUCCAAGGCAGUCUCCAAACAGAGAGAAAUGUUAAUGGGAGAUGCUGGCAGUGAGGACGAGGAGCAAGAGGAGGAAGACGAAGCACAAUUUCUGGAGAAGGAUUCUGGCAGUGAUGAAGAUUUCAUGGUGGAAGAUGAUGAUGACAGUGAUUAUGGGCGAUCAAAGAAGAAGAAGAAAAUUGUGAAAAAACCUUUGCCAGAAAAGAAACAGAAGAAAGUACCCAAGCCCAGGCUAAAAGCUACAGUUCUUCCUUCAGUAACGCCCAGUCCAGUUAAGGCCAAAGGAAAAAGUCGCACUGCAGCCUCAAAAGCAUCCAAGGAAAAAUCUCCGUCGCCCAAAGCUGAGGAGGAAGAGGAAGAUGAUGAGCCAGAAACGCCACCACCAGAGAAAAAACCAGCCAGCCCCCCGCAAGAGAAGUCUGGUGAAGAGGCAUCUGAUGAAGAAGCUCAGUCCACAGAAGACUAAACCUUGUGUUUGGGGUGGGUUGGGGGGUUUAGGGUGUGAGGGUGAUUGUUUGGGGAGAUUUUAUUAAAAAACAAACAAAAGUUUAAAAAAAAAACACCAAAAAAAACAACGGAUGGACAGUUUGGUUAUAGAACAUGAAAGGCUAUUGCUUGACUUAUUCAUCUCCAACUGUCUUUAAUUUCUGUUUUAAGAGUUACAUAUGCAUCUUUGUGUUUUUUUUUUUUUAUUUUUUUUUUUUUAUCCAGCAAAAGGCGAUUCCUUUUGCCAUUUGAGUUUAAUGGUUGGUUGCUCCCAUCGCCAGUUUCAAAUAAAGCCAUGCACAUUUUUUUAAAUAAGUUUGCAUUGUGAAAAUUUUUGUCUCCCCCCUUAUCCUUUCUAAUGUGUCUUUUUAUUUUUUUUUAUUUUUUCUUCUUCUUGUUUUUACAUUAUUGGAUACAUCUUUAGUGAUAGGCGUUUUGGUAAUCUGGAGAGUAGAAUGCUGUUUAGUAGUAAUAUUGGGUUAUUUUCCUCCCUUUUCCACUAAUGGAAAGUUUGCCAACCCUUUUUUUAUUUUAUUCAAAUCCCCCCCCCCCCCCUCCCCAUCUAUCUUGGCCUAAAACAGUGACACUAAUGUCCCAUAUAUUGGCAUGUUCUUAAUGGUUUGUAUUUUUCCUGUUAUUUUCAGACACUGCUGACUUUUUUUUUUUUAAAGGCGUUGAAUUUUUUAUUUCAGUUCCUUUAAGAAAUUAAUAAAAAAUCAAAAUUUAAGUACAACAAAGCUUCUACAUUUUUAACAGUUGUAAUCUAUAAGGUGCUGUGCCACGCAACAAUGUAUUGCAGGCCUUUGCUGAGGUUUCUAUUACCCUGACCUUUUCUGCACACCUAGGUGUUCUCUAGUCACAUGCUUUUACAUUUGAAUUGACUGCUUUGAAGGUAUUGACUAAAAGAUAUGUAUAUAAAGUCUGAAAAUUGUUGAAAUACAUAAUGUAAGCAAACAUGUAAUUUUAAUUGUUGGAAGCCAUCUGAUAAAAGCUGAAAGUGAACUGUUA
Molecule: messenger RNA, 2403 nt
Organism: Pseudophryne corroboree (corroboree frog)
Lineage: Eukaryota; Metazoa; Chordata; Amphibia; Anura; Myobatrachidae
Gene: NUCKS1
Product: nuclear casein kinase and cyclin dependent kinase substrate 1
Exons: 8
Coding region: 485-1375 (296 amino acids)
Biological process (GO): double-strand break repair via homologous recombination; interstrand cross-link repair
Cellular component (GO): cytoplasm
Molecular function (GO): double-stranded DNA binding; single-stranded DNA binding
Source: RefSeq, a predicted model, not a curated record